Drosophila miranda is the source of this 2386-nucleotide messenger RNA. RefSeq lists its product as uncharacterized. The record is from RefSeq and is a predicted model, not a curated record. NCBI's taxonomy places the organism in Eukaryota, Metazoa, Arthropoda, Insecta, Diptera, Drosophilidae. Bases 868 to 1839 code for a protein of 323 amino acids. The transcript has 7 exons.
AAUCAGUUUGAAAAUGUCUUUCGUGCGGUUCGGUUAGUGUAACGGGUACAAUAUCCAUCCAGCUGUCGCUUCGGCUUCCACUGGGAACUGGGAAACAGAGAGCCCAAAAAGGCAUGCCAUGCCCCAAAAGUAAACAGCAACAAGAACAGCAGAGUUUCGCAAUAAUUAAAUAAAAUUUGCCCAACACACACAAAAUUGUGGCACUCGAGUGCUCGCAUCACAGGGGACUACCCCACUACGAAAAACAAUAGAAUAAACACGAUCCAAGUGAAUGUAUGCCGGCAUCUAUCUACAUCCACAUCUAUAUCUAUGUCCAUCAGACAUCACACAUCACACAACAACAAAAACAAAGAUAACCCGCCGAUGCUCCGUGGUUUAGUGUCAAUUUGCAUUGAUGAACUGUACGCCGGCACUCGCCGUGCAUACGAAAAGAAAUCCCAUAACCCAUCCAUAAGCAGCCAUCGAUAAUCAAAGUCAGCCAAGAACUGCCUCCAGACAGAGUGAGAGAGAGGGAGUCCUUUGAAGUCCUCGAACCUUUGUGCGGUGUCUGUGUAAGAGAGUGCGUUGUCCCCCCCACAGUGUGCAAAAGUGUGAAAAAGCGCAAAAUAAAUAUUAAAAGCAAAACGUGCGUGGAUUAGAAAGCAUAACCCGUAGAGCACCGACCAUACGGCCGGGCUGCUGCUGGAAGGAUCUGAAAGAGCUCUGCUCUGCUCCCCGCAAUAAGCAGACAUCGCCGCCAGCAGACGGCGGCGUCUGGCGCCGGAACUGUCUAGCGGCGCAGCAGACAGCCACAGACACAGGAGGAGAAACAGAAGAAGUAUCCGCAGAAGGAGCAUCAGCAUCAACAGUAGAACACACACAGGAAAAAUGGCCAGCCAGCGGGAGGGAGCAAGAUGUGCUUCUCGUCGAGGAGCAGGGCUCUUGCAUUCCACAUUCAAUAUGCUGGCAUUCAGCUGGAUUAUAAUCUCCGAGUUAAUGCUCAGUGCUCAUUGCCUAAAGGAUCUGAAGAUAUUCGUGCCGGAGGCCGUCAUCAUGGGAAAUGCAGCGACAUUGUCUUGUCAAUAUGAUUUGGAGCAGGCAGCACUGUACGCUGUACGCUGGUACUUUGGCCAGGAGGAGUUCUAUCGCUAUGUACCCCGCGAGGCCAAGCCCACAUUUGUCUUCGCCGUUGCCGGCAUUAAUGUUGAUCUCACCAAUUCGGAUGCCACGUCCGUCACGUUGAAAGGUGUCACCCGAGAGCUGAGCGGCAGCUAUCAGUGCGAGGUCUCCGAGGAUGCGCCGCUCUUCCACACCGAGAUACGGUCGGCGCACAUGCAGGUGAUUGAGCUGCCCAAAGAUGACCCCGUGAUGCAGGUGGACAAGAAGGUGAUUGGCGCCAACGACCACUUCAAGGCAGUGUGCACUGUGGGUCCCUCCUAUCCGCCGGCGAACAUUACAUGGUACAUCAACGGACGCAAGAUUUACAAAACGCCCUUGCAGCGCAUCACACAGGAUGCGUUUGAAGGCUCGACCACAUACUCCUCGCUGGAGAUCUAUCCGCAUAGCCAGGUGCUGCAGGGCUUCUUCCAGGCGAUGCCCAAGUACCAGCCAAACAUAAUGCUGCUCUGCGAGGUCUCCAUUCUCCAUGUGUUCCACAAGAGCGUCCAGCAGCGUAUCGGGCUGAGCAAUGCGCCGCCAACCACCAUUUCGCCCAAUCUACUCGGCCUCGAGGGCUCCAAGCGGUAUGCCAACGGCGAUCCGGAUAACUCGGCGCUCACCGGCGCCUCUCAGUGCAUCUGCUGCAGCGCCUUGGGCUCUGUCACCCUCGCAUUGGCCACGCUGGCGGUGGCACAGCUGUGACCGGUAUAUGGAGCAACAUAAACAAUUAUUAUUGGAAAGCAAACGCAGAGGGAGGGAGGAGCAGAAGGAGGAGGAGGCGGCACAUAAAGUGUAAUUAAAAAAUAACAAAAACAAGAAACUAUACAAAAAUAUGAAUGAAUAUGUGGCUGCAAAGUGCUUAAUUGCAACACAAACCAGAAAUAAUACAACAAAAAAUAUGGAAAAUGCAAAAAAAAAACAAAAAAAAAUACUGGGAGGGGGUAAAAAGAGGAGAAAAAUCAUUGUCAGCUGCUAGUAAAAUGUCCUUGCAUUUAAUAUUGUUUUUUAUUUGCCAUGAAACAGGGGUCGCGCCGCACAUCGCAUCGGUUCAUAGUUAAAAUGGAGGUAUAUUUUCAAUGCAUUCAUUCAGUUGCGCCACGCUACAUGCAACAUUCCGAUAAUAACGAAAUAUAAUAUAAAUACAUUCAUAAGUGAAAGUUGCAAAGAAAGGCCACACUUUUCAGAAGAUCAGGUGAGCGGAAAGGCGAGAAAUAAAAUAAUUAAAUAAAAUAAUUAAUGUAACAAAAAA